Haliotis rufescens (red abalone) is the source of this 1142-nucleotide messenger RNA. RefSeq names its product O-methyltransferase MdmC-like. The transcript is spliced from 5 exons. Bases 77 to 886 code for a protein of 269 amino acids. The record is from RefSeq and is a predicted model, not a curated record. Gene Ontology annotation, molecular function: O-methyltransferase activity; S-adenosylmethionine-dependent methyltransferase activity. NCBI's taxonomy places the organism in Eukaryota, Metazoa, Mollusca, Gastropoda, Lepetellida, Haliotidae.
AUUAGCAGUGCGGUGCUUAACAGCAUACACACACAAACUUCGUCUAUUUGUUGCCUUUCAGGAGUAAAAGACGAAAAUGGCAUCCGACAAACACACUGCCAAGAGUAUGACGCUUGACCCGGCCAACAAACUUCUGAGUGAGCUCCUCACACGGUCACAGAAGCCAGACAUGCCACAGGAUGUAAAAGAAACGUUAGAGAAGGUGGUUGACUUGACUGAUAAGCGAGUUGAGUACUGUCGGAAACUGACAUCACCCGAUUCUCCAAGUGCCCGGAUGAUCAGCGAGAAGACCCACAACACACCAUGGUCUAAACUUUAUGACGAUGGCAAAGUUGGAUCCAGGUUUAGUCCGCAAUGGAUGAGUGGAUCCGGUCAGGGACAGUUGCUUCAGUUUCUGAUACGGAUGCAGAAAGCCAAAAGAGCCCUGGAAAUCGGGAUGUUUACAGGAUACGUGGCCAUGGCAAUGGCAGAGGCUCUCCCAGAAGAUGGCGCCGUGGUGACAUGCGAGUUCGAGCCCUAUUUGGUAGAGAUGGCAAGGGAAACGUUUGAUGGAACGCCACAUGGAAAGCAAAUAGACAUCAGACAAGGUCCGGCACUAAAGACACUCGACAGUCUUGCAGACGAGGGUCAGAAGUUUGACAUAGUUUACCUUGAUGCCGACAAGACGGGUUACCUCGCUUACUUCAAGAAACUUCUUGAUCGAGAGCUCCUAGCUCCGGGAGCCACUCUAGUUGUAGACAACACGUUUGAGUUUGGGUUCGCCUACACCGAGCCUGGCUCCACAGUGGACCAAUUUAACCAUGCAGUGAAAGACGACACAAGGGUAGAACAGGUGAUGCUGCCCAUCUUCGACGGUGUCACGUUGAUCAGGAAGAAGGGGGAGUAACAUGGAACAUUGACGCGCCCAUCAUAAAAUGAAGACAAACUAUCCAACUAAGAAAUCUACAUUUUGUAAACGAUGACUUAACUUCUACAAAGGAAAUGUUAACGUAAAGUUAUUUAAUCAUAGGAUAUGUUGUUUUGCUUGUUGUUUAACGCCGCACUCAGCAAUAUUCCAGCUAAAUAACGACGGUCUGUAAAUAAUCGAGACCAGACAAUCUGGACCAGACAAUCCAGUGAUUGACAUGUGCAUCGAUCCACGC